Messenger RNA from Diachasma alloeum, 1782 nucleotides. RefSeq lists its product as uncharacterized. Gene Ontology annotation, molecular function: nucleic acid binding. The record is from RefSeq and is a predicted model, not a curated record. NCBI's taxonomy places the organism in Eukaryota, Metazoa, Arthropoda, Insecta, Hymenoptera, Braconidae. The transcript is spliced from 2 exons. Bases 1 to 1782 code for a protein of 593 amino acids. Gene Ontology annotation, biological process: DNA integration.
AUGCCUGACGAGCCCGACACAACACAGGCAUUGAGACGCCUCGUGGUUCGACCGGCACCAUUUUCUGCCGAACGCCCGGAGCUUUGGUUUGCUCAACUCGAAGGGCAAUUUCACCUCGCAGGUAUCGAAUAUGAACUCGACAAAUUCCACAUGGCUGCCGUCCACCUCGACACGCAUGCCGCAGCUGAGGUUCAGGACAUCAUACUGCAUCCACCUGCUCAAACUCCAUAUAAGGCAUUAAGAGAAGCCCUCGUGGAGAGACUCACGGCUUCACAGGAGGCAAGACUACACCAACUCCUGGACAAAGAGGUUCUCGGUGAUCAUAUUCAGCAAGUCGCAGGUAAAGAUAACGUUGUUGCCGACGCCUUAUCGAGAAUCGAAGCCAUAUCCACAGCAAUCUCGACGGCCGAACUAGCACAGGCACAAGCAGCAGAUGCCGAACUCCAAGAACGUCUGCAAGACCCGAAUGGCGUCCUUCAACUACGACCUAUCAACAUGCCAGAGAGUCCAACUCCAAUUUACUGUGACGUCAACGAUCAAGUGAUUCGUCCCUAUGUACCAUUACCGCUACGUAAGAGAGUUUUUGACACUCUGCAUAGCGUCAGUCAUCCAGGGGCUAACGCAUCAACUCAGCUGGUUGCUCAACGUUUCGUCUGGCCGAGUUUAAAGAAAGACUGUCGUCUUUGGACUCGUGCAUGUCUCGCAUGCCAGAAGAAUAAAAUUUCACGACACGUGGCAUCGCCGAUUCAAGACUUUCCCGGGGGAAGAACAAGACGCUUCGAACACAUUCAUGUCGACAUCAUCGGACCAUAUGUACCGCCCAGAGGUUACCGUUAUUGCCUGACAAUAAUCGACAGAUUUUCACGUUUCCCGGAAGCAUUCCCGAUUUCCGACAUUACCGCUGAGACUGUUGCCGGUGUGCUCUACGCAAACUGGAUUUGUCGUUAUGGCGUUCCGCUUCGGAUCACGACAGAUCAAGGGACACAAUUCGAGAGCCAACUCUUCAACGCUCUCGCUCGACGUACAGGCAGCAGACAUAUUCGCACGACGGCGUUUCACCCGCAAGCUAACGGCAUGGUGGAACGUCUACAUCGCCAAAUCAAAGCAGCAAUACGGUGUCACGAGAGUCCUCAUUGGGUAGAUACCCUCCCCACCGUGCUUUUUGGAAUUCGUUCAGCGUGGAAAGACGAUCUUAACGCCACAUCUGCCGAUAUCGUAUUUGGAGAGCCACUUCGAUUACCAGGAGAAUUUCUCGUUCCUGCUCCGAACAAUGGCCUACCGGCAGUAACGAUUGCCGACAGACUCAGAAACCACUUCGCUGAGCUUGCUCCAGUUCCCGGCAUACGACACGGCCAACGUAAGGUAUUCAUAUUUAAAGAACUCGCCUCAUGUUCGCACGUUUUUGUUCGUUUAGAUGCUGCUCAUCAUGCAUUUACGCCACCGUACGAAGGACCACAUCGUGUCAUAUCGCGACACGAGAAGCAUUUCGUCGUCUGGAUCAAUGGUCAAGAAACUGUCGUAUCCAUUGACCGUCUGAAGCCAGUAUUUUCCAUUGCCGAAGACGAAGCAGCCGACGCUGACUUACCGGAUGACGACAACGAUUCAGACGACACUCUAUUACCGUCGUCAGAACAAUCGACCCCUGGUACGACACCAGAUGCCUCACCGCAACCUGGACCAUCUAGAUGCAGAUCAUCAUCUUGGGCUUCAUCGAGUGACGCAAGAUCAUCUUUGGACUCAACUCCUCGACCAGUACGAAAACGCGUCAGGUUCAGUCAAUAA